AUGGACCUGCCGUGCUCGCCCGAGCUGGCCGUCGGCACGGCAGCCAUGGUCCUCCACGAGACGCCGGGCUACCUUGCCUGGGGCGGGGCCUUUGCCCCGGGCGUCGUCACUGUCACUGCUGUUGCCCUCCACUUUGCCCCAGACUGUGGCGGCCGCCCGCUACGCUGCCCGCUGCUGGCAGUGGCCAAGGCCUCGCUCGGAUCGUGCUUGGAGCUCAGACUCCGCGGUGCUGCAGGACGCAUCGUUCUCGCCUUUGACGCCCCUCAGUCCGGCCGCGCUCUCCUCGCCACCCUGGCCGGAUACUGGACGGCGGCCAAGGCGGCCGGUCGUGAUCUCGCAUCGCAAGCGGCCAUCGCCUGCGCCUACGCCCGCGUCGCUUCUCUGCCACCUGGCGCGGACAGCGGGCUUGGCGUGUUCUCGGUCGUCGACGAGUUUGACGGUCGGAUGCAGGCGACCGACGCCGGCUUCCGCGCCUCGUUUGUCAACAGCGAGUACGCCCUCUCCGACUCGUAUCCGAGCGUACUGUACGUGCCGGCGGGCGUUGCGGAUGACAUCCUGCGCGCUGCAGCGUCGUUCCGGGCCAAAGAGCGCAUCCCGGUGCUCUGCUGGACGCUCCCGGGCUCGCCGGCGGCGCUGUUUCGGUCGGCCCAGCCGGCCACCGGCCUCAUCGGCCACCGGUGCGACGCCGACGAGCGGCUGGUGGCGGCAAUGGCGGCGCUCAACCCGGGCGCCCCGUUUGUCAUCAUCGACGCGCGGCCGUACGUCAAUGCCGCCCUCAACUCGGCCAAGGGCUACGGGACCGAGCGCAUCGGCAACUACCCCAACGUGACCCUUGAAUUUAUGGGCAUUGGCAACAUCCACGUCAUGCGCGACUCGCUGCACAAGCUUGCAGCGGCAGUCAACUCGCCCAAAGCGCGCGCGCGCCCGUCAGAGUGGCUCUCCCGCGUUGCAGACUCGGGCUGGCUCGACCACGUCGCCAAGGUUCUCGCUGGUGCCAACCGAAUCGCCCACAUCCUCACCGCCGAGGCCGGCUCGGUCCUUGUCCACUGCUCACACGGCUGGGACCGGACGCCGCAGCUGACCAGCCUCGCGCAAGUCCUCGUCGACCCGUACUACCGCACCCUCGACGGUCUCGUCACCCUUGUCCAGAAGGAGUGGCUCAGUUUUGGCCACAAGUUUGCCGAUCGCACCUCCCAGUUUGCGGACGUCCGAGUUUCAUCACGUAGCUCCAAGGGCGGCGGGAGCGCGACGCCCGACCCGUCCGUGCCCGGUGUCGGCUUUGACGCGGGGUCUGGACCAGGCGCCGCCGGAAGCGACGGGCCAUCGUCGUCGUCGUCAGUCUUGCGCGGCAUGCGCUCGCUCGGCAAGUCUCUCUCACGCAACCUCGGCCGGCUCUCCGGCUCGUCGAACGAAGCAUCGCCCGUGUCCAGGUCCAAGGGUGUGGGGCCGACCUCAGAAGAGUCGCCCAUUUUUCUGCAGUUUCUGGACGCGCUCUAUCAGCUGCUGCACCAGUUCCCGUGGGCCUUUGAGUACAACGAGGACGCGCUCAUUGCGCUCGCCGAUGCGGCGUACUCGGACUUGUUUGGUACGUUCCUGCUCAACUUUGAGGCUGAGCGGGUCCAGGCCGAUCUCAACUCGUCGACGCUCUCGGUGUGGCCCUGCCUCCUCGCUGCCCGCGAUCAGUUCAUUAACCCGCGGUUCGACGCCUGCGACGAGGUCCUCACAGCCGCCACGACUGGCCAUCACGUCUCAGUCUGGACAGGCUACUACGGUCGGUAUGUCUCGUUUGGUCAUCCCGCACCAGCCAGGUGCCAGUGCCUGGUACCAAAAGCCGAGCGAUCGCUCUCGGUCAUCCCGCCGUCGCUGCUUGACGAACUAAGUGACGAUGGCGACGAUCACUACCUGUCGGCCGGAUCCGGCGAGGACGUGAGCGCCGGAGAGGCCGAGGGCAGCACGUCUGUGCACCCUGGCGAAGCCGCCAACCACGUCUCGGAGGAUGAGGCCUCGCUCUCCUGGGACGAGUCGUGGGAGGCGGUCGAGAGCGAGCAAGACGUGGCCGAGACCGGCGACGGCAGCGAGUCUGCUCUGGCCGCGCCCGCCGUCCGAUGGGUGCCAGACUCGGAGGCGUUCCAGUGCGCCCAGUGCCAGUCCAAGUUCUCGAUCUCGGUGAGGCGGCACCAUUGCCGACUGUGCGGCAAGGUGUUUUGCAACAAGUGCACCAAGGCGCGAAUCGUGCUGUUUGACGACGGCAAGAAGCACCGCGUAUGCGACACGUGCGCAAAGGCGCGACACUAGCCGCUAGCCGACCGGUGGCCCGAGGUUUUACUGCUCGAGGCUCGCCUCCGAGACCACCAGAUGGCGCUCGCCGAGCAGGAGCUCCCAGCGGAAGAGAAGCCGAAUGUUGGGCACGUUGGAGAGCGAGAUGUCAUUGCCGGACGCGCCGGCAGCCUUGUAGUUGUUGCCGAGCCAGUAGCGCUUGACCGGGUC
Molecule: messenger RNA, 2487 nt
Organism: Thecamonas trahens ATCC 50062
Lineage: Eukaryota; Apusomonadida; Apusomonadidae
Exons: 1
Coding region: 1-2295 (764 amino acids)
Biological process (GO): dephosphorylation
Molecular function (GO): metal ion binding; phosphatase activity
Source: RefSeq, a predicted model, not a curated record